Dromiciops gliroides (monito del monte) is the source of this 2021-nucleotide messenger RNA. RefSeq names its product COP9 signalosome subunit 8 (gene COPS8). The transcript has 8 exons. Bases 143 to 769 code for a protein of 208 amino acids. Gene Ontology annotation, biological process: COP9 signalosome assembly; protein deneddylation. The record is from RefSeq and is a predicted model, not a curated record. Gene Ontology annotation, cellular component: COP9 signalosome. Lineage: Eukaryota; Metazoa; Chordata; Mammalia; Microbiotheria; Microbiotheriidae.
GGGCUCAGGCGCCGGGAGCGCGUCAUUCUCGGCGCGACGCCGCCUGAGGAAGCCUGGGGUCUGCGGCCGGCAGCGAGCUUCCGGCCCGGCCUGAGGCUGCGGCGGCAGAGGAGGAGGCCCAGGCCCAGCGCAGGCGGGGAAGAUGCCCGUGGCGGUGAUGGCGGACAACGCCGCCUUCAGCUUCAAGAAGCUGCUGGAUCAGUGCGAGAACCAGGAGCUCGAGGCUCCCGGAGGAGUUGCUGCACCCCCUGUUUACGGACAGCUCCUGGCUCUGUACUUACUGCACAAUGACAUGAAUAAUGCCCGCUAUCUUUGGAAAAGAAUUCCUCUUGCUAUAAAGUCGGCAAAUUCUGAACUGGGGGGCAUCUGGUCGGUAGGCCAGAGAAUCUGGCAGAGAGAUUUCCCAGGAAUCUACACAACCAUCAGCUCCCAUCAGUGGUCGGAGACUGUCCAGCCCAUCAUGGAAGCACUCAGAGAUGCCACCAGGCGACGAGCCUUCGCACUGGUUUCUCAGGCUUAUACCUCGAUUAUCGCUGAUGAUUUUGCUGCCUUUGUUGGACUUCCUGUAGAAGAAGCAGUGAAAGGUGUCUUAGAGCAAGGAUGGCAAGCCGACUCCACCACAAGGAUGGUGAUGCCCAAGAAGCCCGGUUCCCUGGAUGUCUCCUUUAACAGAUUUAUUCCUUUAGCAGAGCCUGCUCCAGUUCCACCGAUCCCCAACGAACAACAGUUAGCCAGACUGACCGACUAUGUGGCUUUUCUUGAAAACUGAUGCAUCCUCUUUUCUGUUCGAGAUCAAACUUGGGAAUCCUGUGUACUGACCAAUCCAGAAAAGCAACAUUUUCUUUGUGUUCUGUUGGAUGAAGCACCCUGCCAUUCUUUAUUAGAACAUGGGAUAAAAUGCAUAUGUUAGAUACAUAAUUUUGAUCCUUAAACAUUGUGCUGAAUUCCCCAUUGAACGGCUUCUUAGUCCCAUAAUAUUUAUUAAUCUGGAGUACAACAGUAUUAUGUCUUAUUCUGUAGUGAUUCCUGAUGGGGAAACAUACCUGUCUCCAUCAGUGGUUUUUAAAUAUAGUAGGUUGGCAAAGACAGUUAUCUCCUUAUUAGCAAACUGGCUCGGCAAAACGUAGCUCUUCUCUGCUGAUGUUCCAGUGUACCCUCUGCUGACAGUCGGGAGCAUGCCAAGAGAGAGGACAGAGGCUAUGAAGGGAGCAAGGAAAAGAGGACAGACUUCUCAAAGUGGGGAGAAUGUCUGAGGGGCCUGGUUCACCCAGAGAAGGGAAGUGAUGAGUCCAAAAGUUGUUCCCCAGGUGGUGGGAUGCCACUUCCUCCUAGCAUAUACCCUCCUGAACAAGAAGCGUAUCCCAUGCCUCUGCCCCUCCCUCUUUUGGAUAAGGGCUUUGGCAUUUGGGGCCUUGCUUUUAGGCCGUCCUCUUGUUGCCGAGGAUAUCGGGUGCUGGGUCUAGAGGGAAGGACAGGCCUGUCUUUGCUGCAUUGGCCGGUUGAUGAAAACUUGCUUACGAAAGAAAUUAGAUAGUAGAUUACAAGGAAAUCUAGGCCGUGUUGUUGAUCUCUGAGAACGACGCUCUCGAAAUUCUGGAGUUUAAAGUUGGUUCCCCGUUUAGAAGGAGGUAGCUUGGAUCACUAUCAUGAUUCUGUUCAGAAAUAGAAUUUCACAAAUUCAUGGCGAUUGACCGAGUCCUGCAUUUCUUUCACCUUUUCAUGGUGGUAAAUGUCGUUUAAUAAGUGCUUUUUAUCGGGUGGUUUCCUUCAUUUGUGAGACUGGUAGAUUCUGAUAUUUGUAGUAAGAUUUCCUUCAGCGCACUGUACUACUGUACAUUUUUGGAAAACAUUCGUUGUUUUUCAAAGGGUCCUGAAAUUGUGCACUGUUAUUUUAAAAGUCAAUUAAACAUGUGUGACAAUUAAUCACAUAGGAUAUUUAUUUGAACCCAUUGAAGUCAUGGCGCUUUUUCUAAGUGUUGAAGGAAAUGUAAUUUCAGUGACAUUAAAUGUGUUUACACUAA